Molecule: messenger RNA, 4036 nt
Organism: Solea solea (common sole)
Lineage: Eukaryota; Metazoa; Chordata; Actinopteri; Pleuronectiformes; Soleidae
Gene: trim2a
Product: tripartite motif containing 2a
Exons: 12
Coding region: 282-2528 (748 amino acids)
Biological process (GO): negative regulation of translation; proteasome-mediated ubiquitin-dependent protein catabolic process; protein polyubiquitination
Molecular function (GO): protein binding; ubiquitin protein ligase activity; zinc ion binding
Source: RefSeq, a predicted model, not a curated record
UGCUGGAUCCAUCCCUUUAACACAUGAGGUGGAAGUGAGUGGAGGCUGCAGCCUGAGCUCAGCUGGACUUAGUUCGUGCAGAGCUGCAGACGCGGACAGGACGCUGCUGCUGCUGAAGAGGACGAACAGAAGAGAAGAGAAGAGGAGCAAAGAAACCAAACAAACAGGAGGAAGAGGCGUCCGAGCCAUUUCCGUGUUGUCGCGUUCACACCGGCAGAUGCUAAAGUAACCUUUAGGGUGCAGGGUCAGAGGAAGAGGGACUCCUGUGUCAGAGUUUUAGGAUGGCCAGUGAAGGCUCCACUCUUCCUAGCCCCGUGGUCCGCCAGAUUGAUAAGCAGUUCUUGAUCUGUAGCAUAUGUCUGGACCGCUACGAGAACCCUAAAGUACUGCCCUGCCUGCACACCUUCUGUGAGAGGUGCCUGCAGAAUUACAUCCCAGCCCACAGCCUCACACUCUCGUGCCCCGUGUGCCGCCAGACCUCGAUCCUGCCGGAGAAGGGUGUGGCGGCAUUGCAGAAUAACUUCUUCAUUACCAACCUGAUGGAUGUGCUGCAGCGCGAGCCGGGCAACUGCAGCCAGGAGGCCGCCGCUCUCAACAACAUCACUGCUGUGGCUACAGGACAACUGCUGUCCUGCCCCAACCAUGGAGGCAAUGUCAUGGAGGUCUACUGUCCUCCCUGUGAGACAGCCAUGUGUCAGGAGUGUGCAUGUGGAGAACAUGGAGAACAUCCCACUGUUCCUCUUAAAGACGUCGUGGAACAACACAAGGCGUCAUUACUAAAGCAGCUGGACGCCGUGAAGAAGAGGUUGCCAGAGAUCGACUGCGCCCUGCAGACGCUGUCAGAGAUCCUGCAGCAGCUGACCAAUCAGAAGAGCUCAAUCGAAGAUAACAUCCAUAUGACGUUUGAUGAGCUGCAGAAGACACUCAACGUCCGAAAGAGUGUCUUGCUCAUGGAGCUGGAGGUCAACUACGGCCUGAAGCAAAAGGUGCUGCAAGCCCAGCUGGACACUCUGCUGCAGGGUCAAGAGAGCAUCAACAGCUCCUGCAACUUCACAGAGCAGGCUCUGAGCCACGGCACCGAGGCCGAGGUGCUGCUGGUGAAGAAGCAGAUGAGCGAGCGCCUCGUGGAGUUGGCCAGACAGGAACUUCCUCUGCAGCCCGGAGAGAACGACCAGCUGGACUUCCUGGUAGAGACUGACGGACUGAAGAAGUCCGUCCAUAAUAUGGGAACUAUUGUAACCACCAAUGCUGUGGCAUCUGAAUCCGUGGCCACCGGUGAGGCGUUACGGCACUGUGUGGUGGGCGUUCCCACCUCCAUCACCGUAACCACUAAGGACAAAGACGGAGAACUGUGCAAGAUGGGUAACGCGGUCAUCACUGCUGAGAUCUCCUCACCUGAUGGCAGCAAAGGCGAGGGAGAGAUACUGGACAACAAGAACGGCACUUAUGAAUAUUUGUUCACAGCCCCGAAAGAGGGGACCUUUAACUUAUCCCUGCGUUUAUAUGACCAACAUAUCAAAGGAAGCCCCUUCAAGAUAAAGGUCAUCAAGUGUAUAGAUGUAUCACAGACUUCCGAUGGCAUGAAGAAAAGACUGAAGUCUCCAGGUAGUGGGCACAUAAAGCAGAAGGCCAUCAAGAGGCCGGCCAGUAUGUACAGCACAGGGAGGAGGAAAGAGAACCCCAUCGAGGACGACCUCAUCUUCAGAGUCGGCACUAAAGGCAGAAACAAAGGGGAGUUUACUAAUCUGCAGGGAGUCGCCGCCUCGUCUCUGGGGAAGGUGCUGAUCGCUGACAGCAACAACCAGUGUGUCCAGGUUUUCUCUAACGAAGGCCAGUUCAAAAGUCGUUUCGGUAUCCGGGGAAGGACGCCGGGUCAGCUGCAGCGGCCGACAGGCGUGGCCGUCCACCCAAACGGUGACAUCAUCGUUGCUGACUACGACAACAAAUGGGUCAGCAUCUUUUCAAGUGAAGGGAAGUUUAGGAGCAAAAUUGGCUCGGGGAAGCUGAUGGGCCCUAAAGGUGUGUCCGUAGACAGGAACGGCCACAUCAUCGUGGUCGACAACAAGGCCUGCUGCGUCUUCCUCUUUCAGCCCAACGGCAAGCUGGUCACCAAGUUCGGUAACCGUGGCAAUGGUGACAAGCAGUUUGCAGGUACACUCAAUGGUCCUCACUUUGCUGCUGUCAACAACAACAAUGAAAUCAUUGUGACGGAUUUCCACAACCACUCAGUCAAGGUUUUUAACACGGAAGGAGAAUUCUUGCUGAAGUUUGGUUCCAACGGCGAAGGCAAUGGCCAGUUCAACGCCCCCACAGGAGUGGCAGUGGAUGUUAAUGGGAACAUCAUAGUGGCAGACUGGGGAAACAGCAGGAUACAGGUGUUUGAUGGCAGCGGCUCGUUCCUCUCCUACAUCAACACAUCAGCAGAUCCCCUGUACGGCCCACAGGGAUUGGCUCUCACUUCUGACGGACAUGUCGUGGUCGCCGACUCCGGCAACCACUGUUUCAAAAUCUACCGGUACCUGCAGUAGCAGUAGAACCUCCGCAGGUCGCAGCAGUGCACUGUUGUACAGUGUGCACGAACACACAUUAGUAUGGAGCGACUGGCAGAUAUUUGCACUCAGUCAUUCUUCUUUGAAUCGUGUCGUCUUUGUGCCACUUGUUUCACUGUUCUCCACGUGUGACGCUGAGGAAACGACGCAGAGAAUUUCUUCUGUGUGUGUGUGUGUGUGUGUGUGUGUGACGUGAAUGAAGCAAAAGAACGUCUAACCUUUUCACUGAUUUCUUACAUAAACCUUUAAUAUUGUACAUACAGUAUGUUAGACAUUGACUUUGUUGUGACACGGCAGGAAAACGGGAAAAUAAGGGUAUUGCACUUGUACUGGUUGAGCACUGUGUUAAGUGAAACUGACUUAAACAUCAUCAACAAUAGACAUGUGGAAUAAAUAUCAUCUAAAUAUUAUCUCAAACUAAAGCCAGAAAAACAAAUAGUUAUCAGCAUAGUUUUUAGUCUUUAUAGCUUUUGUUUUUCAUGUUUUGUGUCACUAAUAAACUAACAGUGUUAAUAAUGAGAGAAAAAAACACAUGUCAACAUGAUGUGAAAGCUCAACAAAAAGAAAAAAAAUUAAAGCUCAUUGAUUAUUAUAUAAUUGUUUUAACAUUGAAUACAUUUAUUUUUCUUCAGUGUGAGGAUGCUGGAAGUUAGGAUACGCUGUCAUAUCCUGCCAUGGGGAAAAUUAAGUGUAAAAUGAUUAAGAAAUCUGCAGCUUUCUGCAAUACGCUCUUUACAUUUUGCCUGCACAGUUUAAAAAAAAAAAAAAAAAUAGAAUUAGAAACAGCAGUAGCAGGGUGUUCUUAGGCAUGAUUAGGCAUCUCUCUGCAUGAUAAUGUUAGUCAUUUAAACACCUGAAAAUCUAAUGUGCACAAAUUGUUUCUAACACUUAAAUGUCACCAAAAGACGCAUUAAAAGGGGACACUGUUUUAAAUCAGUCAGGUUAUGUGGUGAUCAUUUCUGUUUAACUGGUUUUACAAAAAAAACUGUGUGCUUGUGUGAAGACGUGUGAAUGUAUGCGUGUGUGUGUUAUUAAAGUACCAAACUUCAGUGACUUGUGUAUGUGUGUGUGUGAAGGCUCUUGACAUUACAACUGUGAUUAAAUGCAAAACAUCUUAGAAUUAGCUGCAGAAUUUUGAACUCAUGUUUAAUCCAACGACAUCAGAUGCAGAACCGUCGUCACCUUCACUCCUUUUCAUGUGCUCUUAUGUCUGUCAAAACUAAACCUGUAGAACUGCUAACAAGUUUUUCUCUUAUAUGUAGUUCAACAGUUGAAGUGUGUGUUGUGUGUAUAUAUACACAAUCCACUGUGCUACCAAUUUUAAAGCCUUGGUCAGGAAUUGUUUGUCUUUAUGCACAGUUUUCAUUAGGAAUCCUGAAUCUAGUUGUUAAUUUUAUACACAAAUCUUGUUAAAUUAUUUGUUUUCCAUUGUCUUGUUUGUAUUUGUAAUGCCAAAUGGAAUAAAAGUGCCCAUAGAAGAGGAAGAA